Molecule: messenger RNA, 1340 nt
Organism: Sesamum indicum (sesame)
Lineage: Eukaryota; Viridiplantae; Streptophyta; Magnoliopsida; Lamiales; Pedaliaceae
Product: nucleic acid-binding protein
Source: RefSeq, a predicted model, not a curated record
GGGCGCAUCUUUGGUACAUUACCCACUGAGAAGUGAAAACAGAAAAUGGGCAAGGACAGAGACAAACAUCCCGAAAACGAAAACGGAGCCCCUUCUUCCAAACGCGACCACCGUAAAUCCAAAUCGUCUGAUUCGGAACCCGACCCUGAUUCCGACUCUGAUUCCGAUGAGCAAUCCAGAAAAUCCCUAGGUAGCAGAAAGCGGACCAAGAACAACAAGAGUAAAAGGAGAAGACGCUCGAGGGACAGCGCCUCUUAUUCAUCUUCGUCUGAGGACGAUGACCACUCUUACGAUUCUGAUUCGGAGUCGGAUUAUUCGGAGCAGUCGGAUUCCGAGGAGGAGAGGAGGCGGCGGAGGAAAGAGAGGAGGAGGAGGGAGGAGAAGAAGGAAAGGCGGAGAAGGGAGAAAGAGAAGGACAAAAAGAGGAAAAGAAAAGAAGAGGAGAAGAAAAGGAGAAAGAAGAAGGAUAAGAAGAAGGGGAAAGAUAAGGGGAAGAAAGGUGCUGUCACUAGUUCGUGGGGGAAGUAUGGGAUUAUCAGAGAAACUGAUAUGUGGAAUAAAAGACCCGAAUUUACUGCAUGGCUAGCUGAAGUGAAAAAGGUGAACAUGGAAAGUUUGGCUAAUUGGGAAGAGAAGCAGCUAUUUAAAGACUUUAUGGAAGACCAUAACACAGCUACCUUUCCAUCCAAAAAAUAUUACAACCUUGAUGCUUAUUAUCAACGUAAAAUGGAAAAGGAAAUGAAAAAGGGAUUCACUAAAGUAGUCGAGUCAGAGCGUACUGUAUUUAAUGAUGAAGAACAACGAAGGCAAGAACUACAGCUAGAGCGUGAAAGGCAAAAGGAACAACAAAUAGAAGAAUUGAAGCGUUCCAUGCAGAGCGGAAUGGCUCAAGCAAUGAAAGAGCAAGCUCAACUCAGAGAAGAGAUGGCUUACCAGUACAAGCUUGGUAACUUUGAGGCGGCAGCUGCUAUCCAGAGAAGGUUGGAUCCAGAUAUUGCUAUGUAAGAAGUUAAGCAGCGCUCCCGGGUAAUUAAUUACUAGUCUAUGAAUCCUCAAAUAUAUGCUUUUUUUUUUUUUAUUUCUUUUAACUGGUAAGAGAGAAGACGAAAGUAGCCUUUGGAUCCAGAUGUAUUGCCGCUCAUACUGCACUUUUUCCAGGAACGACUCGUGUUUAUCCGGCUUAGUAACUUUUCUGUCCUGUAUCUUUUAUCAUCAAACAGAUGCUUCUCAUAUGAAUUUCUGUUUUUGGAGCCUUAAUUUUGUAUGGAUUCCUGUAGAAUAUCAGAGUAUAAACAAUGAAAGGGCUGUUAUGUGUAGGGUUUAAUAGCCCCUGGAGUUAA